GCGCUUUUUCGCUAAGUCGUUGUGUUGCUCGAGCGAUCGGACACAGUCGAGCGUCAGGAGAUGAAAGAUGCACACGACUACGUACCACGUGGGCAUGGUUGAGAUGAUCGCUUGCCUUGUGUGGUGCACCGCUCUUGGACAGCAACCCAACAACGUCUCUCCGAUCCUCGAGGAGCAUCCCUGCUCCAGACACGGAGACUGCUACAGUUGUGUUAGCGAUCCGUGCAGCAGGACGGACGACAAUAGCCCGUUUGCAUGUGUCUGGUGUGCGAAUGGAGCCGCAGCGGACGAGGGUGCGUGCAUUCCGUCCAGUUCGUCACGGGAAUGCGACUUGGACAAACUAUCAGUAUCCGUGAAAGACUGUCUAGACCAUGGAAGCCGACUAGCUGCACCAUCGAUGCGAGAACCAACUCCACAGCAUCUGCAAGAUGGUACAUGUGGAAUGAUCAUGGAAAAAACUUACUACGUCAAUGUAUCACAAAAAGAAGAUGCGUACGACGAGCAACACGAUUCUGGUUCUACAUUCAGAACGCAUCUCAACAUCUGCCGCAACGUCACCAAUCAAACCGUCGUGCAAUACUGCGGGUCACGUGCUCCUCUCGAGACGAACGAAUCGAACAACAAAAACAACGUCAUUUGUUGGAAUAUCGGCACAGUUAGCAAAAACUGGAACAACGCCUUCGCAUCGAAAGUAAUCGACGACGGAGUCUCAUUCAAACUAGAACUCGGAACUACUCCAUGCUGUCCCCAUGGCAACCAACCGGGUGAGUGUGUAUAUAUUCCGGUUCGAAUCAUCGGUCGCCCGGGAAAUUGCGGAACGAUCAAGCCGUGGCGCAUAGAAGGAGACUUUAAAAAAUUGACUCAGUGCAACCAAUCAGAUUCUCUGGACGUUACUGUAGUGAUGCCUCAUCUUUGUAGCGACACUAUUAUGUGGAGACUAGACGGUACCAACAUGUCGUCUAGGUGUUCACACGCUAGCAAUGGUGAAAUUAAUUGUACGGUGGCGGUUGAGACUUUGGAGAGGGGAAAAUCGUUGUCGCCGUAUUUGUUUGGCGAGAGCUUUGUUGUCGAACGAAUGUUUGUCGAGGAGGCACGUAAAUGGAAAGAUAACAGCACGCUGUCGCAGCUCGGGAGGGGAUUGGCAACGACGGACGGACACAACUAUUCGUUUACACUCUCUGGCAUCAACAGCAGUUUAUGUAAUCUUCGACUUUUCUACACCGACAGUGUGACGUCAUUUCCUGUUUUGUUACAGUUCGAUGCCGAUAAAAAUUGUUUGCAGCCUUCACCCACUGCAAACACUCUAGCUGCUAAAGUUGGGGGAUCUAUUGGUGCGUUUGUGUUUAUUGCUACAAUAGUCGGAUGCAUUGUGUGGAUCCGGAGGGUCCGUGGGAACACUCGGCCGCCGAGGGGCUUUGAUUACAGGGAAGAUUAUGGAGGUAUAGGAUAUCGUAAUAGCUAAUUGUCACAAAGAGAAUCUGAAUGCUAACAAUUGCUAGCUGAUACGAGUAUGACACAUUGUGAGUUUGAUUCCUAACGCAUAAUAUUCUGUGUCUUGAUAUUUGUAUUUCUAUCAGAAAAGUAAAAGAAAUGGUUUUCGUUACCAGACAAAUGUAGACAAAUAAGAACGUGCAGUUUGAAGAAAUACAUUUCUAUGCUACACCAGAUACAACGUGUGGAACAUUCACUGGAGACACGUAUUACCUACCUCUAGUACAAAAUGAAGAUGCUUACGGCGAACAGCGCAAUUCCGAUUCCGCAUACAUGCUACAUCUAAAUCUUUGCCGCAACGUCACAAACGCGACUAUCGUGAACACAUGCGGGUCGCGUGCUCCGUUACAGAUAUACGAAAUUCGUAGCGAAAAAAACAUGUGCUGGAAUAUCGGCAGCGUGAGUGACCCUUGGCCAAAAGCAAAAGUGGAAACAACGGGACUCUCAUUUCAAUUGCAUUUAGGAUAUGCUUCAUGCUGUUCUCUCGACGAACAACAACGUGCACAACCGGGAAAGUGUCUACCCAUCCGGGUUACAGUCUAUGCGUCACCGGGAAAUUGCGAGACUGCGAAACCGCAGAAUUAUCUAGAAAUAAAGUCAAUAAACUACAAACAACUGACAGAUUGUCACCCAGGGAAUAAUCUUUACGUCAGGCUAGGAGUGCGACGUCUAUGCAAUGAUGUGAUUGUGUGGCAACUAAACGAAACUGAAACGUCAUUCGAAUGUUUUGCGAACAACGACCCCAAAAUGAAUUGCACGGUAACAUAUAAACUCAGGGAGACCGAAAAAUCAUUGUCGUCUUCAGUCAUCUCUACCAACUUCCUUGUGCAACAGACAUUUGUCGAUAAUUCUAAGGUCCACAUGUACACCGUCAAUAGUACCGUAGCUCAGCUUGGCAGUGAUGUUGUGACCUUGAAUGAUACGAAGUUUUUGUUUACUGUGAAUGGCGCUAACGAGAGCUUAUGUAGUCUUCAACUGUUCUACAUUUAUCCGGCUGCGACGUCACCUCUCGUUUGGAUCAGUCAAUUCAAUCUGACCAAUAGAUGUCUGCCUGCGACUACUGCGGGCUCUUCUUCCUCGCUAGGAAUUGGAUUGAUUGUUGGUGGUACUGCACUUGUCGUAAUCGUGAUCGUGAUCACUGUUUUCAUUGUUUUCGUCUGUCGCCGUAAUCGGCGGCGUACGAUUCAUAGAGAUCCUCGGGGUCAUUAUGGCACUGACAGACAUGAGGCGGUCAACAUCAAUGUCAAUGGUCAGUGAGACUGUCAAUUCAAGUUAUUUCAACCUGGCCUGAAGUAUGACGGUGUCCGUGCAUGGAUGUCUAGUGUAGCAGGUGCAUGGUGUGCGACGUGACUUCUGAGAUUGUACAGUGCAUACCUGUCUAGAGUUGUCUAGGCGUAUACGUAUUUGCAUCGAGAUCUAUGUCAAUCAGUUAACCUAAAGCGACAGUAACUGUUUCAUGCGCAUGCUCCACAACAUCUUACAACUUGUAGCUGUCUUGCAUCUAGUUGGUAUCUACUAGAUACUAACUACCUACUAGAGCGUGGUUUCAAAAGGCUCCUAAAUGUGAAAGCGACUGUGUAAACAUAGCUUCAAUUACUAUAUAUUUUUAGUAAAGCUUCUCCGU
This is a messenger RNA of Corticium candelabrum, 3115 nucleotides long. RefSeq lists its product as uncharacterized. Bases 68 to 1462 code for a protein of 464 amino acids. The record is from RefSeq and is a predicted model, not a curated record. The transcript has 6 exons. NCBI's taxonomy places the organism in Eukaryota, Metazoa, Porifera, Homoscleromorpha, Homosclerophorida, Plakinidae.